UUAUGAGUUUCCUUCAUAACUCGGUUUGAGCAGAGUACGUAGCACCUCUCCUAUGCGGGCAUUUAUUUUUUCGUCGCUAAAUCAGUUCACGUUUUAUUUGUCAUAUCAGUAUAUAUUGAGAGAUUUCGUUAACUGAGACGGACGGCAGACACAUUGCCCAGCAAAGCAUUAUGCUAGGCUAUUAAAAAAAAAAAACUUUCUAUGGUUUCUGAGUGGUAGUCUAUACCACAUGCAGUUCGCUUCAGUGGAGCGUUUUAAUUUCACGGGAUAUAUAAAAUAUAUUUUGUUUAACCUACUGAGUGUGUAUGUGAUUGUGCUGGUCUGUACCUAUGACAGACGUUUAAGUUAUUAUUUAGGUGCGUCUAUAAAGUAAAGACGGCAAGCAAUUGCCGUUGAACUUGAUUUGGUAACUUAUUGUUGGCUCAAGUUGCUAUCAGAAUGACCGAGGACAAUGUCACAAGUAAAAGCAUUGAAAUCGUCAAAGAUCAACUGUAUUUCGCCAUACUGCAGCAGAAGAUUAAAAGCACAGCUGACAGACAUUUCUUCUGCAUAGACGAAGAGCUGUCAUAUGAGAACUUCUAUGCAGACUUUGGCCCGCUCAACCUGGCCAUGUUCUAUCGCUUUUGUUGCAAACUCACUAAAAAGCUCAAGUCAUUCACACUAGCAAAGAAGAAGAUAGUCUUCUAUACCUGUGGAGAUAAUAAGAAACAAGCCAAUGCUGCCUAUCUUAUUGGUUCAUAUGCAGUGAUGCAUUUGCAGAAGACGCCAGAGGAAGCCUACAGUCUACUGGUGUCCAGGAACUCUACCUACCUGUCCUUCAGAGAUGCCUCUUUUGGAACUUGUAUGUACAAUCUGAACAUUCUAGACUGCCUGCGCGCCAUAUACAAGGCUCUGCAGUUUGGCUGGCUUGAUUUCUCCCAGUUUGAUGUGGAGGAAUACGAGCAUUAUGAGAGAGCAGAAAAUGGAGAUUUCAACUGGAUUAUUCCUGGGAAGUUCCUAGCGUUCAGCGGCCCUCAUCCAAAAAGCAAAAUAGAGAACGGUUACCCUCUCCAUGCCCCCGAGGCCUACUUUCCUUAUUUCAGGAAACACAACAUCACAGCCAUCGUCCGUCUCAACAAGAAGAUGUACGAUGCCAAGCGCUUCACUGACAUGGGCUUCGAGCACCACGACCUCUUCUUCGUGGACGGAAGCACGCCAAAUGACGCCAUCGUCAGAAAGUUCCUCAACAUCUGUGAGAAUGCAGAUGGAGCUAUCGCUGUUCACUGCAAAGCGGGUCUGGGUCGAACAGGCACUCUGAUAGGCUGUUACAUGAUGAAGCACUACCGCCUGACUGCGUCUGAGGCCAUUGCCUGGAUGAGGAUCUGCCGGCCAGGAUCAGUCAUCGGACCACAACAAAACUUUGUGGAAGAUAAGCAGAUCAGCUUGUGGUCGGAGGGAGAUGUUUUCCGGGAGAAGAUGAACGAGCAGGAGAACGGCAAGCUGGCCGUCACCAGAAUCCUGUCGGGGGUUGAUGACAUCACUAUCAACGGCAGCAACAAAAGCAGGAUGUCCAAAAAGGAAGAGGCAGAACUGUAUAGUGACGAUGAGGAGAGGAAUGGCAUCACCCAGGGUGAUAAACUGCGAGCCCUGAAGAGCAAGAGGCAGGCGAGAACAACCACAGGUUCCCUUUCACAAGAAGAGAACAAGAUUCACACCAGGUCCUCAUCACAGUCUUUAAGGAUUCUCCUGCAGUCUAGUGGGCCUGAUGCCUCAGACAAUAGGAAGAGAACCAGAACCUCGCUGCCUGCCAACAGUGUGGGGGGCAGCUCCCUGUGCAGCUCCAGACUAGCCAGGUCUCUAGGCAGCAUGCAUGUAGUGGCCAGCGACAGAGAGCCUGUGUGCUGUGAGUCCAGUGGCUGCCAUAGAGACACAGCCACCAACGCAGGCAGCACAGGCAACCUGCCCAACCUAAACAUGCUGCAGGCCCCUCAGAAGACGCACUGUGUCCAGAGGACGGAAAACUCGAUGUUCUUUACAAUCAAUGCGCUUUACGAGACUAUGUCACUCCAUACCCAAAGCUAGAGCUCCUCUACUGCGCUGAGCCUGAGGUUCUGGAAUUCUAAGGGAGUACAGUCUACCUGCUGCUCCUGCAAAUGGAGAUUUUUGUUUUCAUUUCUUAAGAGGGACUGGGUUUAUUUUACUUGAACCAGUCCAGUCAAUUGCUGAUUUUAAGGGAUGUUGAUGAGGAAAUGUGAUGUCUCAGUUUUUCUUCCCAUUCAAUCAGAUGUAAACCAUGUUCAGUUAGUUUGGAAUUAAUUUGCCAUCCCUUUUUAUUACUAUAUAUAUGUAUAUAUUUCACUGUUUCUAUCAUGAAACAAAACUGUGUCCUGGCCAUAAGUAGUGGGAAUAGUGCCAUUUCAAAUGUAACUGCCAAAAUAAAGGAAACCUUAAGUAACUUAGGGAUUCAAAGUAUAUUGAAAGGGGGCAGCUAGCUUCAGUUUGCUUCACAUUCCAGCUCACAGGCUGACUACAAUGCUUGCGUCGCAAAAUAAAUGUAGAAAUCUAUAUUAUUCAAUUAUUGCACCCACACUGCUCACGAGCAUCUGCGUUGCCAUGGGCUAAAAUAGAAGUCAGUUCUAUUUGUGACGCAGAUCGCGCUGCAAGUCCUGCCUCUCCCAUCUCCUCUCUCCUGAUUGGUUUAUAGAAGCAGGUACCCACGUACCAUCUAAUUGGUUAUACCCACGUGACUGGAAGGCGAACGAGGUCAGUGCCGUUAAUGCACCUAAUUUAUGAACGUUGCCAAUUGCAAUAUAAAGUCAAAAAAAGCCUAGGAGGAGAGAUGACUAGAAACGAUUCAGUUGACCGUUUUGUGUGGAUUAAUUGUUGGAGGAGUGGACCUUGUGCAUUUCAGGUAAAAUAACAACUCAAUGUUUAUAGCCCAGGAUAAAUUAGCUAGCUAAAUAGGACAAAUUAGCUAGCAAGCUAAAUUGCCAUAAAUGUUUAAUGCUUUUGACCUGUCCCCAAAUUUUAUGUAAUUGGUUCAGAGUGUUUUGAUAUUUUAACCUGUGUGUCGUGAUCGCGUUUGGUGUAGGGGGACAAAAUACAUUUAUGCACGAUGGCGCAGGCGCGCAUCCGGUUUGGGUUCCGUGUUAGCCGUGCAGUAGCGUGCGUGGGUAAAUUCACUGAGGAAGCCAAGCCAGAUUACAACCUAUGUUGUGAUAAUUGUGUUUGCUUUUAACAUAUUCGUUCACUAGAAAUUUCAUGAAAUAAAUGAUUAUAUAUUUUUUUGGGGCCAAACAUUUGGGGACGCCUGGCAUUCAUGAAAUAUAAAGGUGCUGACGCAAUGUUUGUGAGGGAGGGAAUCUAUUUCAUUGGUCCUAAACUUGAGGCUCAGACACUUGAAGUAUUAGUGGAGUUAGUUCUGAGUCAUUCAUUGCAGCAUAAAGUACCUGGCUAAAAGAUGAGCCACUUCUGGUUAUCCCGAGUUGAAAGUUACCUCGUUAACUCCUCAAACCAGGCACGUAGUAUACGCCUCAGGUUUGAGUUAAUUAGGCAAUUUAAAUACCUAGUGAUUUUGAAAGAGGGGUCUCAGCGGGUGUGCGUGUCUGUCACCAGGUCCACUCUUGUAGAAUCUAUGCCCAGGCACAUUGACACCAUUUGGGUGGCCCUAUAAAACACUUGAGGUUCCUUUAUUUUGGAAGUUACCAGUACAUAAGCGUUGCCUGCUUGUUUACGUCGAAUGUUGCCACAGCAAUCCCGAACUGUCAGACUAACGGUCUUAUUUUCUUGUUGACAAAGGUCCGUCAGCGCUAGGCACCGCUCAGAUUUAACCUUUAAUGAGAAGUUGUGAAAAUCCUAGCUCAAGUCAAUUCUUGUUGAAGAGGGCUGUCUAGUCUAGGGGGUAUCUUUCUGAAUGUUGCAUAUAGAAAUGUAACUACAAUGCCACCCUGAAUAUCUGAUUUGCCUGCAUUUCUAUGCCCUUUUACCCAGUGAAGCGUUUCAUCUGUAUUUUUGUUGAGAUGCUGUACUUAACUGUAAAUAAGUCAUUUGAUACCCUGAAAACAUUUGAUUUGUACUUUGUAAAUAUUUUUGUACGUGAACCAUACAGAAGUAUUACAGAAAAAUAAGUCCUAAAGGGACACCUCAUUUGUGACUCAUGCACAUGGAGUAUACCAGCUUUGAAAUAAAAUCCCACCACUUGUA
Molecule: messenger RNA, 4182 nt
Organism: Oncorhynchus mykiss (rainbow trout)
Lineage: Eukaryota; Metazoa; Chordata; Actinopteri; Salmoniformes; Salmonidae
Product: dual specificity protein phosphatase CDC14A
Biological process (GO): protein dephosphorylation
Source: RefSeq, a predicted model, not a curated record